Molecule: messenger RNA, 1440 nt
Organism: Brassica oleracea var. oleracea
Lineage: Eukaryota; Viridiplantae; Streptophyta; Magnoliopsida; Brassicales; Brassicaceae
Product: 5' exonuclease Apollo
Biological process (GO): protection from non-homologous end joining at telomere; interstrand cross-link repair; double-strand break repair via nonhomologous end joining
Molecular function (GO): damaged DNA binding; 5'-3' DNA exonuclease activity
Source: RefSeq, a predicted model, not a curated record
AUGGAGAGCGGUUUGAUAUCGGUGGACCGGUGGAAGAGUGGGAGUCAGGCCUACUUCUUGACUCAUAUGCACUCCGACCACACUCGCGGCCUCUCCCCCAACUGGUCCCAUGCUCCUCUCUUCUGCUCCCGCACCACCGUCCCCGGCUUCGACCUCUCCUUGCUCCGCCUCGUCCCCCUCUCUUCUUCCUGGCAAUCUCUCUCCCUCCGCUCUCCUUCCUCCGGCUCCCCCGUUCUCCUCCAUUUCAUGGCCAUCGACGCCCACCACUGCCCCGGAUCGGUGAUGUUCAUGUUCCGUGGAGACUUCGGAUGUUUUCUCUACACAGGAGACUUCCGUUGGGAAUGUGAGGAUGCUGCUGCAGAGGAAGCAAGGACCACUCUCGUCGCUGCUGUCAACGACUUCCCCGUCGACAUUCUCUACUUGGAUAACACCUACUGCAACCCCGUCUACACCUUCCCUUCCCGUCAUGUCGCUGCCAAUCUGAUUGCCCACCUAAUCCUCUCUCAUCCUUCCCACGAUAUCGUCAUUGGAGUUGACUCUCUGGGCAAGGAAGAUCUUCUCGUUCACCUCUCCCGUAUUCUCAACAUCAAGAUUUGGGUUUGGCCAGAGCGACUCCGCACCAUGCACCUCCUUGGUUUCCAAGACAUUUUCACCACUGACACGUCUCUUACCAGAGUCCGUGCUGUCCCUCGCUAUAGUUUCAGCAUUCAGACGCUCCAGGGGCUCAAUCUCAUGUGCCCAACCAUCGGCAUCAUGCCUUCGGGUCUCCCAUGGCUCAAAACACCUUUCAAAGGAGAUGCCAAUCUCUCUGGUUCUCUCCUUACUGCUAACAAUCGUAGGAAGCCUGCAGCUCAACAGAGAGAAUUACUACUACUACAAGGGGCGGUGCAUAUGUUCCAUGACAACAUGUUUUCGGUGAACUACUCUGAUCACUCAUGCUACCAGGAGAUUGGAGAGUUUAUAAAUCUUGUCAAGCCCAAGAGCAUGAAAGGCAUUGUGGUUUCAUCCUCAUGCUAUGUUGAUCCUCUCUACUAUUUUGGGCGUGUCUGCGGUGCUAGCGAACCUCCAGAGUUGCUUCUUUUGAGGCCUGACUCCAGAGAGCAAUUUCGAGCUGUUAGGAUCAAGUCAUAUUCUACCAAGGACGAGACAAUAAAUUCCCAAAAGGAAAAAUGGAGAAAGGGAGAUGGCCAUUCGAGUUUGAGGAGAAACAAGAAGAGGAGAGCACGUAUACAAGUUAAGUGCGCCAAAAUUGCAGAUGUUGAUUAGCAUUACUUGGGGCUCUGGGUAGUGUGUAUAACAUGGAACGGCUUCUUAAUUUAACCAAAGCUUAAUUACAAUGCUGCAAAGACGUUUUCUCUGUUUGAGAGGGAGAGGGGCAUAAAUAAACGGUAUAUAAGUAUUACAUUAAAUGGUUUUGUUUGAUUAAUCAAAAUUCAAUCU